Molecule: messenger RNA, 5218 nt
Organism: Pleuronectes platessa (European plaice)
Lineage: Eukaryota; Metazoa; Chordata; Actinopteri; Pleuronectiformes; Pleuronectidae
Gene: mrtfab
Product: myocardin related transcription factor Ab
Exons: 17
Coding region: 233-3946 (1237 amino acids)
Biological process (GO): smooth muscle cell differentiation
Source: RefSeq, a predicted model, not a curated record
CCUGCUCGUUCUGGUUGUAUGGGAGUCUUCUCCGGCACUUGAUCCACGUUCUUCCCUUUUGAGAGAGAGAGGACAUCGAAGUGAAGGGACAGCUGGUGCUGUUUGGAGACGGGACUGGUCUUUCCACUCCCCCCCCUUCAGCCUAAAGUGCCAACAUUUGGGACUUCGGAGGAGGACUCCCUUUUGCCCGAAAGGUUCAAUGUUUACCAAAAAUAACAGAUCUCCAUUCUGAAUGAUAAUGCUGGACACCAACAACUGCCUGUCCUUUGAACUCUCCCCACCGGGCUCUCCUCCAAUGGGAGACGACGUGGACAUGGAGAAGGCAGGACUGAAGAUGGAUCAUGACCGACAUGUCUAUCACAGCUUGAAAGAAGGUGGGCGAUCGGGAUAUGCUCACAAGUUAACUGUCCUCCAGCUCAAACUCCAGCAGAGACGAACACGUGAGGAACUGGUCAGCCAAGGGAUCAUGCCACCACUGAAGAGCCCGGCAGCCUUUCACGAACAGCGGAGGCUUCUGGAGCGAGCAAGGACCGAGGACUAUCUGAAGAGGAAGAUUCGGUGUCGUCCUGAGCGCUCCGAGCUGAUCAGGAUGCACAUUCUGGAGGAGACAUUGGCAGAGCCGUCUCUGCAGGCCAAGCAACUGCAGCUGAAGAGAGCGCGACUGGCUGACAACCUCAAUGAUAAGAUCUCCCACAGACCUGGUCCCAUCGAACUGGUUCACAAGAACAUCCUGUCGGUCACCUGCUCUCUAGAGGACUCACUGCUGGAUUCUCCAAAAGGAGCCGGGGGAGAGAGCUCGUCUCUAGACGAAGACAGCAGUGAUGCUCUGUCGCCAGACCAGCUGACCAAUCACGACUCUCCCCUGAGUGCCAUCCCUCAGCUGUCCCCCCCUGAUGUACCCACCCAGAAUGGGGACAUUUCUCCCACACAGUUCUUCACACAGGCCCCUCCUCCGCCUCCUCCCCAGAUGAUUGCCCCUGCUCUGUCGCCGCCCCCAAAAUUGACAAAUGGAACAACGAUGAUUUCAGCAAGUCCCCGCUCCUCUUCGGGACAUGCCAAGGCCAGGAGCUCAGAUCGCCCUCCACAAAGAAGCAAGAAAUCAAAGGACAACAAACCCAAGGUGAAGAAGCUGAAGUACCACCAGUACAUCCCUCCCGACCAGAAGGCCGACAAGGAGCUCCCGCCGCCGAUGGACUCAUCCUACGCGAAGCUGCUCCACCAGCAGCAGCUCUUCCUGCAGCUGCAGAUCCUCAGCCAGCAACAGCAGCACUACAACUACCACACCAUCCUGCCCGCCCCUCCCAAGCCUCCAGCCGAGCAGUCCCCAGCAACCAACUCUGGACCUUCCCCCUCCCGCAGCGCUCCCUCCACGACCACCCCAGCCCCUACCAAUCAGAGCCGUCAGAGCCAAACUGCAGUAGGAGGAGCCAAACCCACUACUCUGCCUGCCAACUUGGACGAGUUCAAAGUUGCUGAGUUGAAACAGGAACUGAAAUUACGUGGUCUGACCGUCUCCGGAACGAAGAAUGAUCUCAUCGAGAGGCUCCGCAACUACCAGGAGCAAAAUGGUGGCAACGCAGCGGUUCUGAAAAAUGGAAAAUUGCAGCAGGGCGCCAACUCUGCUGCUGUCACCAGCAUAUCCUCUCCGACUACAUCCACAACUGCCCUUGACCACCAGUCAGGAGAGAACAUGUUUAAAUUAGCUUUGUCCUCAAUGGGUCAUGCGGUUCCUGGGAGAAUCAUGCGAUUUGGCAGCACCAGCUCCAGCCCGCCUAUGUCGCCUACUCCAUCUGAGAGGUCGUUGGCUGGGAUGAGUCCGGAUGAGACGAGCUGUAAUGGAGACAUGUUCGGGGAGAUGGUGAGCUCUCCUUUGACUCAACUCACCCUGCACCCAUCUCCUCAGCCCUCGUCAAGCAUCUCUCCACUGUCACAGCUCUCCCAGGUCAAAGAGGAGAUCCAGAGCCCGUGCAGUCACUCAACGUCUCCAGCCGCCUCGAGCCAGCGCCCAGAGUCCCUGCCAGGCGCAGCCAUGGACUCGUCUGCUGUGGAUAAGGACCAGAUGCUGCACGAGAAGGACAAACAGAUCGAGGAGUUGACCAGGAUGCUAAGGCAGAAGCAGAGGCUAGUGGAGACCCUCAGAUCCCAGCUGGAGCAGGGCAAGGUGACGGCUGGUGUAGUGGUGAAGAGGGAAGGAAGUGAGAAGAGCAAAACGGCCCCAGAGAUUAGACUUCCGACUCUAAUAAAAGCUUCGGCCAUUCAACCCCCGACUCUUCCUAACGGCACUGUGGUGAAUGUAAAGAGGGAGGUGGAGUCUGAGGAAGAAAUGGAGGGAGUAACAGAUGAGGCGCAGUUAAAGAAGCUGGCCCAGCCGAUGCAGUGCUCUCAGGAGACCCUGCUCAGGCUGCAGCAGAUUCAUCGGCUGCAGGCAGAACAGCAGAAACAGCAGCUACAACCCAAACAGCAGCAAAGUCAGGUACAACUGCAGAAAGUAGCAGAGGCUAAAUCAAACCCUCAAAAACAACAGCAGCAAAAGAAAGAAGCUCAAAUCCUGCUCCAGCAGCAGCAGCAGCUCCAGCAGCUCAUCAUCCAACAAACCCAACAGAAACAGCUGCUGGCCCAGCAGAAGUUAGCCCAGCAGAAACUGGCCCAGCAGAAACUCACACAACAGAAGCCGGUGCUGCUGAGCCAGCUCAAACAAUCCCCAGGGCCAGUUCAACAGAGCCAGCCGAAGAACCAAGUUCAGCUGAAGCAGGUUCAGGUGCAGAUCCAGAACCAGUCGGUGGCGAGCCAGAGGCCUGCAGCUACCCAAAUCCAGCAGAGGAAACAACUGAGGGCUCACCAGAGGCAGCAGCAGAAACAGCAGACGGCAGCUGCUGCCACACAACAGGUGACUCCAGUCUUCAUCAACCAACAGAACGGCACUCCGGUCCAAACUCAGGCCAUUUCAUUAGACGUCCUCAAGGCCAACGGCGCACCCACACUGGUCACCGAUAGCAACGGCAACCACUACCUGAUCGCUCUCACCAGUCCCUCCCAAGGCGGACAGAAUGGAGGGUCUCCAUUGGCCAAAAGCAACGGACGCAUCACACUGCAGAGAUUGCUGUCGACUCUGAAUAAACCCCCAAGCACUGAGAGCCAAUCAAAAGAGCAGGUGGAGGCCGAGCCUGUGAGCGAGCCAAUUAAAAAGGCACAGAAGGCGGGGCUUCACCUGGACACCAGUAGCGUCCCACAACCCUGUCACCAGUCGGUCACUGCUCCUCCCAGCCUGCAGCCUUUCUUCGACGACAUGUCAGAGAGCGAAAGCCAAAGCAGCCUGAUCUCAUCUCUUAAGGAGAACGGCAUGAACAGUCAGCAAAUGGACGACCUGUUCGAUAUCCUGCUGAAGAGUGGAGAAAUCCCCAGCUUCAAGUCCAACCCAGACCCUUCCCUCGCCCCUCUCCACUCAAACCCACCCUCCCCGUCCUCUCCCCAAUCUCCCCUCCACCUCUCCCCUCCAUCGCCAACAGACCCCCUCAUCUCCCCUCAGCCGUGCACUGGCAGCGGACGCCUGGAGGACUUCCUGGAGAGCACCACAGGUGCCCCUCUGCUGGGAGUGGAGCCCGACGGCGCCCUGACGCUGAUCGACGACCUCCACAGCCAAAUGCUGAGCACGCCCAGUAUCCUGGAUCACCCAUCGACCCCCAUGGACACGUCCGACCUGGGCUUCUCCCCCCACUCCACGGGGUUGGACUUUGGCGACCCCACCUUGGACAGCAUGGACUGGCUGGACAUCUCCAUGGUGGGGAGCGCCAGUGGAGGGAGCGGGGGCGGCAGGGGGGACAGUGGAGGAAGAGGAGACGGUGGAACGAGUCUGGCCCCGCUGGCGCCACACACUCCGCCGAGCGUCUUCUCGGCCGAUUUUCUGGACAGCACGGACCUGCAGCUUCACUGGGAGUCGUGUUUGUAGCUCACCACACAGAUGGACUCACACUUGCUCACACUGUGUAAAGGCUCUGUCUUCAUUUCAUGCACAUGCAGAAAUUUGUCUAUGCUGUCUCUACCACUGCAGGGGUCACUGGCACAUGCACUCACAUUUACACGCAUCUCUCUCACUGGCUGUUACUCUAUGCAGGCGAAAAAAGAAACAUAAAUGAAAUUCAUUUAGCCGACUUGAUCGUGGUGGGACUGAAGUGGACUUUUAGAAUUUUAAUUCUACUGGGAUUCAAACAGAAGACUGUUGUAUCCCAAAUUAUGUGUCCUGACCUGCAUUUCAACCGAGUUAAAGGGGCUAUGUGCAAGUUUGCUAUAGCUACAUAGCUAGCAUUAGCAUUAACAGCUGUUUACUCACCACUCCAGCCGAGAGCUUCAGCCAUCUUGUGUUUGCUCCCCGAGGAAGGUCGUCUUCUUCGGGGCAGACUGGACACAACAGUGACGAGGUGGGCCGGCUGGGCCGGGGCUAGCUGGUUAGCAUGCCAAUAUCGGUAGAAGAAAUAUAAAGAUGGAAACAGAAGCAAAACAUGAGAAUUGGCUUCGAAUGGAGAUAAAUAGAGGAAUGAACUGCUGUCUGGGUGAGGAAAACGCUGUUAAUGUAGCGAUAGCAAAUGUUUACAGUCGCCUCCUUUUUAAAGGGAACCAGUAGAAACUCUAGGUCACUGUAAUAAAGUCAAUUCAACCCUUGGAAACGGUUUGACAGACGAGAGCCGGCGCGAGCUGGCGAGCGACUGUCGGCGGAAUUCACUCGGUCUCCGCAGAGCGUGUGUCAGUGCCUCCAAAAUUUUGCACUUAUGCUGAAUCUGAUUGGUUCAAAGGGGGCGUUUGGGUCGGCAGCCAAAUCUUAGCACUGUGCGGUGAGGCUGAGCGAACACCGUCAUGUGUCACAUUGAUCAGCUGAGCCGCGGAUGGUGUCAGCCUGAACCCCCCCUCCACACUAGUACAAAAAAACGAAACAACCAUCAUUGGUUGAAAGUUGCUGUUGAGAUGAACCAUAUCAGUGGCAACGGUUUGAAUUGAAACCUCAUUGGAGGCUGCGUAUUAUUGGUAACAUUAUGGUAGACCACUAUGUAUUGCUGUAUAUGGGGUGUAUAUUAUCAAUUGUCCAUAUGACUAUUUUUCUUUGCUGGUUGCUUUAGAAUCGAGUUGGCCGGCUGGGGAACAUGGGGUGAGGUUUCCAAAAUAAUUGAACCUUGUCAUUUUUUUUAAAGAAAAAAAGGUAAAAAAAAUAAACAUAUUAUAAAAAGUC